Molecule: messenger RNA, 4232 nt
Organism: Megachile rotundata (alfalfa leafcutting bee)
Lineage: Eukaryota; Metazoa; Arthropoda; Insecta; Hymenoptera; Megachilidae
Gene: eys
Product: eyes shut
Molecular function (GO): calcium ion binding
Source: RefSeq, a predicted model, not a curated record
UUCAGUUUAAUUUUAUUUAUUGUAUUAUCUGUUAAUUACAAUUUGAAAAAUAGCUUGUAUUAUAGAAACUGUUAAAUGUCAUUUUUCAAGACUCGCGUUAUAUUGUCAACAUUGUCAUUUUUUCGCCAUUAUAACGCGUGGAUCGCGAGCAUACAACUUUUCAAAAUUGAAUGAAGAUUAUUAUUGACGAAGCAAGUUUUCACGCACGCGUAUCAGAUUCUCUUCAGCGUCUGUAUAUUUUAACGUUGCUAAGACUACCAGGUAACUGACUACCUGCAACAAAUAGCAGGUAUACUAACAGGUACAUAAUAUAUAUGUAUAUUGUACCCGGAUAGUUAUACCGUUUAAAACAGUGUAAACUGUUCUUAGUCUCGUAUAUAUUCUUAGUUCGCGUUUUCUUCCUGAUGUAAGAAUAAAUGAAAGUAACUGAAACGUCGGAAUCUACAGGUAGAAUGGAAGAAAUUCAUUAGUCCUCGUACGAAGCAAGUCAAUAAUUCAUAUAAUCGAAAUGGUAUUAUGAACGUAUUAUUCUUCAAAACUACAAUAAUUCAUGAAUAUUUGAUUAUUAUUUAAGGAUUGAUCAUUGAAUAUCAAUACUGUGGACCAAUGUGCCUUACUUAUAUAAAAACUCUCUGAAAUCUAUCGUAAUUAUAUAUGAUAGAUUUAUACCGUUUUCACGUAGAAUGUGUUAUAAGAGGAAGCUGACUGAUAACUCCAUGAAAAAUAGGAUUCAUAUUUUGGUGACAUUCUUACUUUUAGCAGUUAAUCUUUCGCAAGGAUUAAAUUGCAGCACAGAUCCCUGUAUGUACGGAAUUUGUUUAGAAGAUAUAAACAGCACCUAUUCGUGUUAUUGUAUCGACGGUUAUACCGGAAUCAAUUGUGAAAUCAAUUGGGACGAUUGUUGGUCUAAUCCUUGUCUAAAUGGAGGAACGUGCAACGAUGCUGUUGCAGCCUAUAAUUGCACCUGUGCAGAGGGUUUUGUAGGUAUAGACUGUGAACAAACAUAUAGCGAAUGUUCAAACCACCCUUGCUUGAAUAAUGGAACUUGUCUGGAUUAUGACGGUAUUACCUGCCAAUGUCCCGAUGGAUACUCAGGUGAUUACUGUGAAAUCGAUGCUUCAGUUUGUAACGACACGAUAUGUAAAAAUGGAGGUGAAUGUAUGGAGGGACCUGGAUUUUCUUUCUUUUGCCGCUGUCCUGAAGGAUGGACAGGUAGAUUAUGCGACGAAGACGUUGACGAAUGUGUUACAUCACCGUGCAAGAAUGGUGGUCUUUGUAUUAAUAUACCUUCCUCAUAUACUUGUGCUUGUUUAUUCGGAUAUACAGGCAAAGAUUGCGAUAAAGCCAUUGUACCCUGCAAAGAGAAUCCUUGUAGAAACGAUGCGGUAUGCUUAUUUGAAGACGAACGACCAAUUUGCUACUGUGUACCAGACUAUCAUGGUAUAUUAUGCGAGUUAAAAUACGACGACUGCGAAUCAAAAUUCGCUAAUUGUGAAAACGGUGGUACUUGCAUCGAUGGUGUUAAUAGUUUCACCUGUGCUUGUCCAACAUUUUAUAGCGGACCAUUUUGUAACGUAUACAAUCUUCCUACGACUUCUUUCUCAACUUUCGGCGAAACUUUUAGUAGCGAUAAAGAAAUCCCUGUUACUACAUCUUUUGCACCAAAAUCAUCAACGUUGCCUGAAAGCGAUAUGUCCUCGUUACUGACUACAUCCCCGACUGCUCAAUCUUCGACUUCCGUCAAGAGUAGUAGUCAUUUUUACACGAGAUGGUACCCUUUUAUCGAAACUACGCCUUCGACUUUAGAUAGAAACAAUAUUAGCGUUUUUACUAGUAGUAGUGGUACUAGUACUGCUAGUACAGAAGUUACUCCUCUUAACGAUGUGACCUCGAUGUAUUCUGUGACGGAUAAAGAGACAUCUGAGGCAGAAAGAAUUUCAUCAGAGUCCCGAACUCUUUCUACUGUUUUGAGCGAAGUUUCUUCGAUGCCUUCAACGAUGAGAGUUGGAACGGAAUUUUUCACACAGAAAUCAUUUCGUAAUGAAAAUACUACUGCUGGUGAAAUUACUUAUCAAGAAGAAGCUGCAAGGACAUCCGUAUCCAUCAAUGGUACCACAUCUGAAGCGGGUAGUACAGUGGGAUAUAGUUCGUACACAGGGUCUUAUCCAACAGUAUCUACGUCCGUAGAACGAGUCACCGAGGCUACAACAGAAAAUGAAAGAAGCAAUGGUUACUCCACAUCGUCCUCUACUUCCAUAGAGUUUUGGCAAAAUAGAAGUUCAGAAUUAAGCACACCAAUGGUAGAAGUGCCAAAAACCACAUUUCGCUCUUUCAUAGAUAAAUGGACUUUCCCGCAAACAACGAAAUCAAGUUUAGAAAGUUCUACGUUCUGGUUCACGAACGAUACCUUUUCAUCUGUAACUACUACCUCUGUGAAGUCAAUACUUGAAGAAGAUACUACAAUUACCGAACCAUUCUCAAAACCUUUGUUAACAACUCCAAAAAGCACUACUGGAUGCCAUGGAGUUUUCUGUACAAGUUCACCAGUACCGCCUACACGCAAUGAUAGUGAUGCAAGUAUUAAAGAAUUUUAUUGCUUUGCGAUUCAUUUGAUUUGUAACUGCUCUCAACAUGAAAAUUGUAAAACUGGUCCAAGUAUAACACGAGCAGCUUUCAACGGUAAAUCAUAUGCGAAGCAACAGGUUGAGGUGGAAAUUUCGAAUAGCAAUAAUGCAACGUUAAGGAUUUUCGUGCGGCUUAGAACACAAUUUAAGGAUGGUAUUAUAUUACACGUUUAUUUCGAUAAUGAAAAGUAUGCUUUAGUUUACUUGGAAUAUGGCUCCUUAAAAUUUCAAUUCUCCUGCGGACUUGAAACCAUGCUGCUUGGUGAAAUAGACUCGCCUAUUGAUAAUGGAUAUGAAACUGACAUCGAUACAAAGUUUCAAUAUUUUAUGAAAAAUGAAACUAACAAAUGUUCAGCUCGUUUGUUAGUGAAUGAAACAACAGCUGUUAGCGGUGAGCAAAUCUUGCCAUUACAUGGAAGCCUUCCACGAUUAGCUAAUUUACAUUUGGGUGGUAUACCAAUGGUAUUUUCCCACCACUUUGCUCAUGUUUCCAUGGGAUUUACUGGUUGUAUGAGUUCACUGAAGAUUAAUGAUGCACCUCGUCACUUCAUUCAUGAUUCCAUUGAAACUUUUCAAAUUGAAGACUGUGUAUCUUUCCUAUGCUUAUCGAAUCCUUGUCAAAAUUUUGGUGCAUGCGAAGAAGUAAAUAGUACAGUACGUUGUAGAUGUAUCCCUGGAUAUACAGGCCCAUUUUGCGAACGAUCAUCAUGUGAUGAAAAUCCUUGUGCAAUGGGCGCAACUUGUAUCAGCUCACCAGGUACAGGUUUCGUAUGUGUAUGCCCACUAGGAACUCACGGGCUCUUAUGCGAAGAAGAUACUGUCAUAAGUCGACCAUCAUUUUCGGUUAUCGUACCUGGAUUUUCAUCAUACAUUGCAUAUGGUGUUUCAAAUUCCAUAAAAGAUACCAUGGAAUUAAAAAUGAAGCUCAUACCACGUUCUAACGAACAAAUAUCUUUGAUAGCUUAUUUAGGACAAAGUGGAUCGCGUCGGGAUCUAUCAGAUCAUCUUUCUAUAACAUAUGUUCGUGGCUACAUAAUGUUAACCUGGGAUUUAGGAGCAGGUGUUCGUAGAAUAUUUACAAGUGUUCCUUUGACUGCUAUUGCAAUGACAGCAACUGCAAGUAAAAAUUAUAUAGCAUACACGAUUCAAGUUGGAAGAAGAGGUCGAGAAGCGUGGCUUGCAGUGGAUGGCAUAGGCAAUGUAACUGGACGAGUAGUCGGAUCUAUGACUCGACUCGAUGUAUCUCCAAUACUUUACAUUGGAGGACACAAGUCAAGAAAUUUUGAUUCUUUACCCCAUGAUUUGCCUCUUCAUACUGGAUUUUCUGGUUGCAUAUUUGACAUUGAACUACGUACAGAAAGUGCAAUUUAUCCAAUAACCAGUUCUAGUCCUGCAACAGGUCGUGGUGUUGGUGAAUGUCAUAGGAACGAGUGUAUUCGUCAUUCAUGUAAAAAUGGAGCAGUAUGUUUAAAUCAUGGUGCAACAUAUAGUUGCAUUUGUACAAAAGAAUGGAUGGGUUCUGAUUGUUCCAUACCAGUAGAAGCAUUAUCCUCCAUUGAAUCAUCCUCCUGUCAAACUUCAGACUAGUCAAAAUAUUGUUAUCUUAUA